Symbiodinium natans is the source of this 681-nucleotide messenger RNA. The record is from the annotation of a GenBank genome assembly. Lineage: Eukaryota; Dinophyceae; Suessiales; Symbiodiniaceae.
AUGAUUCACACGUGCAAUCUUUGCAACCGCAACCAUUGCCGCAACCAUAACUGUCAAAACCGAGGCUCAGAAGACUUCUUGCUUCAUGGACCACCAGACUUCGUGGUUCGUGUCUUUCUGGCUACUUUCGCCACACGCCAGUUCAAUGAUCAAAUGUGUGAUAACGGCGAUGGCAACGAGCAGCAGUUGGCCAGGGCUGCAAAUUGUGACGAUGAACUUGGCAUGGAUGAAACACGCCACUAUCGUCUCAAGGUUAGCAAAUGGAUCAAGGGCUCGCUCAUGUGUUUACAAGAUCCACUGUUCUGGUUCAUGAUGUUUGCUGCGAACAUGGCUCGGGAGCCAGUGCGUCACAUGUUUGGCAUACUCUCAUCAUAUUCCGCGCAAAUAUCCGCUCGGGUUCGUGCGCCGAAUGCAUCGACCGGCGAGUGCGCGGAACUGCCGAUAGUCAACUUUGUUACUAGGCGGCUGGAUGAGAUCAAUCGUGAGUUUGCUGCACUCAGGGCUAAGGUACCGGACUGGACACAUGCAACUCUCCAGGUAUUGCGAACGAUGAUUUGUUGGAACGAGGAGACGGCGCUGCAAUCUCAUGCUAUGGAAGCCAUUGCCGUGAAACUGGUGCUGCUGAAUCACGCUUCUUUCAAACGUCGUGUUUAUUCGCUGUUCUCGAAGAAGCUUGCCUGA